GCAGAAGCUCCCCUCUUCUUUUUAUGAAGGACUGUUUCGUCUCCUUCCUCCUCUUCUAUAUUAUUCCCACUUGUUCAUUAUCAAGCCCAGCCCCGAGCAUGAGCUUGAGCUUGCUUGUUUGCUUGAUGGAGGGUAGGUAAUAAUUGUGGAAUGGGGUUUUGGACAAAGGUCAAGGUUUUGCUAAGUUAACCAGUUACGGGCUCAUUAUUGUGCCUUUCUCAAAGAUGAAAAUGGUUCCUCUUUCAAGUUAAGAGCCCUUCAAGCCAUUCAAUUCAUCUCUAGCUAUGGAUCUCACAAGCCCUAAAUACUUGGAAGGUCCCCCCCUUUUAGCAUCUAAUGGGGAGCCAUUUGCAGAUGCCUUCUCUGUUGACCCACUUUGCAAGCUCAAUCUCAAGGAAACUUCUGAGUUUGUGAAGUCUUCAUUCCCAAUGGCGAACCAUAAAGGCCUAGAGAGCAGAAAGAUCAGGAACAAUGUGGAAGCUCCAUCCACACCGGGUAGGCCCAUUUUCAGCUUCAGUGCUUCUGGUCUUUCAAGAAAGAGCUUCCCUUCCAAGUGGCAUGAUGCAGAAAAGUGGCUCAAUGGCAGCAGCUCCUGCCACGACUCUCCUGUUUAUAAUCACCAUGCCCAAAAAUCAUCAGAACCCUCAAAGAUUUUCAAGCAAAUUGAUGGGUUUAGGCCACAAGUUGAGGUAUUUGCAGAGAAAUCAAGGGUCACUGAGGAAAAGAUCUCCAAGGCUUUGCCAAGCAUCCAUGGCUCUGUAGCUUUGCCUUUGGCAGAUGUACUUCUAAAAGAUAAGUUCACAAACGAGGUAGUGGAACCAAAAUUUUCUGGGUUGAGGUGCUCAGAGCCAGUCAAUGAAGGGUUAUUGUUUGGAGGCUCAAACAUGGUGGAGAAAGCCAUGAAAGAUGCAGCAACAGAGGUGGCUGUUGAGGUUAAACACAAGGAUGUUGGGACAGAGAUGACUCCUCUCGGCAGCUCCACAACUUCAAGAUGCCACACGCCGUUCAAGAGCUCGUCGCCUGCCCGGCACAACACCCCGGCGAGCCGAUCUGGCCCAUUGAGCUUGGUGAGCUCAAAUGGCAGCAACGCAGCCAUUGAUAUCGCCCAUCUGCAACAAUGCCAUUUAGCCAAGCUGCAGCUUGGAACACAGAUUGAUUCAUUGGUUUCAACUUGGAGUUCAAGGGAAGAGGAAGAAGAGGACAUAUCAAAGAGCUUGAGGCACUCUGAGAUUGGGAAUGAAUGCAGGAAAAGUGUUUCAGAGUCCAGGGCUGUUUCAAACUGGGAAGAAGAGGAAAAGAACAAGUGUUGUCUCAGGUACCAGAGAGAAGAAGCAAAAAUACAAGCUUGGGUGAAUCUCCAAAGUGCCAAAGCAGAAGCUCAGUCGAGAAAGCUUGAGAAGAAGCUUAUAUGAAAUUGCAAAAGUCUGGCCAGUGGCUGAGUUACGUUGACUAGGAAGGAAGGCUGGGUUUGACAGUUCGUUGUUGGUUUCUUCCUCGAGCCACCCGCUGGCUGUGUUUGUGUUUACUGUUCAGAGUGUCUUCCUUCAACCGAUGUGCAUUUCACCAUCACCCUUUCACACGUUUUGGAAAGAAAAAAGAAAAGGCAAGAGAAAGUGCCCUUAAAAUGCAUAUACUUUUACACAGACCCUUGUUCAUGCCAGACAAAUUUUGUCCCAUUAGCCCCAUGUGACUGUUCCUGCAUUUCCAAAGUUCUAGGGAACUGGGGAGGAUCACAAUGAACUUUUACUCCUUAGAAAAGGGGACAAGUUUGAAUUUGAAGGAGCAUCAAUAAUGUAGAAGAAAGAAGGAUAAAGUUUGGGGAAGUUACUAGGAUCUCCAGUCCCAACUCUCAUUUCCCAAACCCUUAAGUAAUCUCACGAGGUGUGACCAGCCAAGCCCUAAGGAAGGAGAGGUUGUUCAGGGGGAACUCGAACACCAGACCUUUCCCCAAUCACUUCAACUAAAUGGGUGUUAAUUUUCAGGUGAAAAUCCACAGAAUGAGAUCAGAUUUGGAGGAGAAGUUGAUGAAGAGGAUGGCUGUUGUCCAUAGAAAAGCAGAGGAGUGGAGGGCGGCAGCCCGGCUGCAACACGGCGAGCAGAUUUACAGGGCAACCAUACAAGCGCA
Diospyros lotus (date-plum) is the source of this 2125-nucleotide messenger RNA. RefSeq lists its product as uncharacterized. The transcript is spliced from 5 exons. Lineage: Eukaryota; Viridiplantae; Streptophyta; Magnoliopsida; Ericales; Ebenaceae. The record is from RefSeq and is a predicted model, not a curated record. The coding region runs from base 285 to 1412 and encodes 375 amino acids.